Anopheles nili is the source of this 1281-nucleotide messenger RNA. Its product is annotated as fork head domain-containing protein FD4-like. Gene Ontology annotation, biological process: regulation of transcription by RNA polymerase II; anatomical structure morphogenesis; cell differentiation. The coding region runs from base 1 to 1281 and encodes 426 amino acids. The record is from RefSeq and is a predicted model, not a curated record. Gene Ontology annotation, molecular function: DNA-binding transcription factor activity, RNA polymerase II-specific; RNA polymerase II cis-regulatory region sequence-specific DNA binding. The transcript has a single exon. Lineage: Eukaryota; Metazoa; Arthropoda; Insecta; Diptera; Culicidae.
AUGCCGAGACCAUCACGUGACACGUACGGCGAUCAAAAGCCACCCUACUCGUACAUCUCGCUGACGGCGAUGGCGAUUUGGUCCUCUCCGGACAAGAUGUUGCCACUCAGUGAUAUCUACAAGUUCAUCACGGAUCGCUUUCCGUACUACCGGAAGAACAUGCAGCGCUGGCAGAACUCGUUGCGGCACAAUCUCAGCUUUAACGAUUGCUUCAUUAAGGUGCCGAGGCGUCCAGAUCGACCCGGCAAGGGUGCCUACUGGGCGCUACAUCCGCAGGCUUUCGACAUGUUCGAAAAUGGCAGCCUACUGCGGCGCCGGAAACGCUUCAAACUACACAAAACCGACAAGGACAUUCUGAACGAGGAGCUGGCGGCGUUGGCCAACAUUAAUCGGAUUUUCCUGGCACAAAACUCGGCCGACGCGUACUGUCCCUCGACGGCUGCCAUGCUACCGGAACCGGUCGUACUGCAUCCGGCCUCUACGCUGCUUCACUCGCCACCCCUCGAGCCGCACUCUCCUCUGCCAGCUCCCGCACCCCUUUCGCCCGCCCUGUCCACAGGAGAGACGAACCUUGCGACUCCGCUCGUUGCAAGGACUCCGCUUCGACCCAAGCGAGCUUUCACGAUCGAGAGUCUUAUCACGCCCGAGGACGAUCCGGGGGAAUCACGGGGUGGAAGUCGCUCCCCCAGUCCCAGCCCGCUACGCCCCCAACCCAGCCUUGUUCGAGAGCAGGCUCACAAGCGCUCGAGAAGGAUGAACAACUCGGAGGACAAACUAAACCUGCUGGAAGAGUCCUCCGAUCGGUUACCAUCGCUUCUAUCGAUCGCGGGCCACCCCAUGCAUCUCCACCACCACCCACACGCAACCCUACACCACCCGCACUCCCACUCGCAGCACGGGACGGCCCUACCGCCGGUGGCCAGCCUUCCGGGGGCAAAUAUUCCACCAUUUCUGCAGUACGCCCAUCCGGCAUUGGCCGCUUACGAGUUGCCGAUUCAUCCGCUGCUGAUGAUGGGUCCACUAGGGGCCAUUCCUCCGCACUACUUCCACCACAGCUCCUACCACAGUCUAGCCGCGGCCCACCACCAUCACCAUCAGCAGCAGCAGCAGGAGCAACACCAACAACUGCAUCUGCAACACGGAAGCAACGGGCCUGGAACCGGUACCGGAUCCGAAGGACGAUCGCCCUCAGGAUCCACCACGGGACCGGACAGUCCGCGAUCCGCGGGUGCCCCAACAGACCUGAGUCGGCCCUUAGGGCCAGCCCUAAGGAGCGUCUGA